AUGGCCUAUCUUCCGUUAUUGGUGGAACUGCGGAAGGAUGGUGUAGAAUUGAGAAUGACCCAAUUGGAGGAUCCUACUCUUUAUAUGAUAAGAUUGGAAGUAGAGAAUGGUACACUGACGGAUUAUGCAAUAAGAGAGGAUGGAGCCUUGGUGACAGGAACUCACCACUGUGUACCUAAGAACGGCGACUUGAAGAGAGAGAUCAAGGAAAAAGCUCACUUUUCAUCUUAUUCUAUGCACCCGAGUAGUACUAAGAUGUAUCGGACUCAACGUGAGUACUACUCGUGGCCGCAUAUGAAUGGUGAUAUUGCUAGGUAUGUGAGCAUAUGUUUGAUUUGUCAACAAGUGAAAGCGGAGUGA
Messenger RNA from Prunus armeniaca (apricot), 360 nucleotides. Lineage: Eukaryota; Viridiplantae; Streptophyta; Magnoliopsida; Rosales; Rosaceae. The record is from the annotation of a GenBank genome assembly.